CACAUCUCUCCAACAGGUGGCACAGGCAGCAGCUGCAGCUUCACUCAGCAGGAACCACAGCCCAGGCAAAAUGAAGCUUUUGAUUAGCAUCGUUUUUUGCUUCCUGGUCCUGGGAGUUAACAGCCAAAGAUGGGGCGAAUUCCUCAAGCAAGCUGGUCAAGGGACUAGAGACAUGUGGCGAGCUUACUCUGACAUGCGGGAAGCCAAUUACAAAAAUUCAGACAAGUACUUCCAUGCCCGAGGGAACUAUGACGCUGCCCGAAGGGGACCUGGGGGUGCCUGGGCUGCUAAAGUGAUCAGUAAUGCCAGAGAGAAUAUUCAGAGAUUGACAGGCCAUGGAGCAGAGGACUCGAAGGCUGACCAGUUUGCCAACGAAUGGGGCCGGAGUGGCAAAGACCCCAAUCACUUCAGACCUGCUGGCCUGCCUAAGAAGUACUGAGUGUCUUCUCUCUGCUCUCCAGAAAUCUAGCUGUGAACUGACAGCAGASAAAUUUGUUGAAGUAGUUACUGAAUUCUUUAUGCCUAAUACUAGAACACAUAAAAGUGCUUAAUAAAUGCUCAUGAA
Molecule: messenger RNA, 565 nt
Organism: Urocitellus parryii (Arctic ground squirrel)
Lineage: Eukaryota; Metazoa; Chordata; Mammalia; Rodentia; Sciuridae
Product: serum amyloid A-3 protein
Cellular component (GO): extracellular region
Source: RefSeq, a predicted model, not a curated record